Cotesia congregata is the source of this 4923-nucleotide messenger RNA. Lineage: Eukaryota; Metazoa; Arthropoda; Insecta; Hymenoptera; Braconidae. The record is from the annotation of a GenBank genome assembly.
CAGCGUUGUGCAGCUAAGCCACGGUGCCGCGAUCUCUAUCCGGCGAACCUAUUAAAAAUGCCGGAGGAACAAAAAUCAACGAGUACCACUACUGGUAAUGUUACGGCAGCUGAAAAUGGAACAGGAGUUACUCAUUCACCGAGUAAAAGUCCAAUGAUAAGAGGUAAAAUGGCACUUGCUAAAAUUACACUCCUUGAUGGUACUACUAAAGAUUUUUCUAUAGAGAGAAAAGCAAAAGGACACGAGCUUCUUGAUAAAAUAUGUGCAAGUAUUAAUUUAAUUGAAAAGGAUUAUUUUGGUCUUAUUUAUGAAGAUAAAUAUGAUCCAAGAAAUUGGCUUGAUUUGGAAAGAAGAAUUACGAAAUUCAUAAAAAGUGAACCUUGGAAAUUCAAUUUUGAGGUAAAAUUUUAUCCACCAGACCCUGCUCAAUUGCAGGAAGAUAUUACUCGAUACCAAUUGUGUCUUCAAAUUAGAAAUGAUAUAAUAACAGGACGAUUAGCGUGUUCAUUUGUCACUCACGCUUUAUUAGGGUCUUAUUUAGUACAAUCAGAAGUGGGCGAUUACGAUCCUCAAGAGCAUGGCAGAGAUUAUUUGAAAGAUUUUAAAUUUGCACCUAAUCAAACAUCUGAACUUGUUGAGAAAGUAAUGGACCUUCACAAAACGCACAAGGGUCAAACACCUGCUGAAGCAGAAUUACAUUACUUAGAGAAUGCAAAAAAACUAGCUAUGUAUGGUGUUGAUCUACAUCCAGCAAAAGAUUCAGAAGGAGUAGAUAUAAUGCUCGGUGUUUGUUCUUCGGGACUUUUAGUUCACCGUGAUAGACUGAGAAUUAAUCGAUUUGCAUGGCCUAAAAUAUUAAAAAUUUCAUAUAAAAGGCAUAAUUUUUAUAUUAAAAUUCGGCCAGGAGAAUUUGAACAAUAUGAAUCAACGAUUGGUUUCAAAUUAGCAAAUCAUCGAGCUGCCAAAAAAUUAUGGAAAGUUUGCGUAGAACAUCAUACUUUCUUCAGACUUAUGAGUCCUGAGCCGGUGAAAAAGGUUGGUUUGUUACCACACUUAGGAUCACGAUUUCGUUAUUCUGGACGUACACAUUAUGAAACUAAAAAAAUUCCUAUUGAAAGACAACCUCCACAAUUUGAAAGAUCACUGAGCGGUCGUCGUUUAACGUCUCGCAGUAUGGACGCUUUAGGUGGGUCACAAACUGUCGAAACUUAUGGCUCAGAACCAAGUAAACGUCACACAAUGAGUUAUGAACCCGAAAUGAUACCAGAUAUGGAACACAUCGAUCAAAGGCCUAGUCCAAUAAAAAAACAAAAAGAUAAGAAACCGGUCGGAGGUAUUGCGGUAUUACCGCCUGCCGGUGGUGAACUUACCAGUAAGAAGAAAAAGGAUAAACAGAAUGAAAAUGAAAAAGAAAAUUACAAUGAUCUUAAUAAAUCAGAAUUGAUAAAUGAUAGCACGUCUGGCGAUAAUAAAAAAUUAAAGGAGAAGGCAAGUCCAGAAAAGCGUGACAAAAAGGAGAAAAUAAAGAUUCCUGUCGGUGGAUUUCUCUUUGGUAAACGAGAUAAAGAUUCAAAUAAAACACAAAAACAAACUAAAAAUAAUAAGGAACUUGAUGAAUCUAUUGGUGAUGCUGAUUCAAAUAUUUCUGUAUCAUCAAAACAACCACAACCUAUUGAACCAAUAAAAGAAGUAACAUCUGGAAAAAAAUCACCAGCUUAUACAAAGACUUAUGAUUAUGAAGAAACCCCAUCGUCACCAAGUAAAAAAAAAUCAUACGUACCUCAUGGUUUUUCAUAUGAAGAUAGAGCAGCUUCACCAGAAAGUAAUAAUCAACAAUUACUUCCUGGAGAAAGUAAAAAAGCUACUGGAUUAGCGUUUAAUUAUGCUCCGGGUGAGGAUAAAAAAGUUGUUGAGUCAGCGGCUGAAAAACGUAAAACCAAAGAUAUUUCACCGAAUAAAAUAACAUCACCAUCACCACCACCACCACCACCACCACCACCAUCAUCAUCAUCAUCAUCAUUAUCAUCAUCUCAACAACCGACUACAGGUUUAAGAACUCCAGGGAUUAAUUAUGUUGAAUCUGCAGGAUUAAAAGAACAACAAAAACAAGAAUUAACAAGUCCAAAUGACAAAACUGGAUCAGCAGCACUUAUUGCUAAAGAACAAUCUGGUAAUUUAACAUCAUCCGUUAAUCCCGAUAUAAUUAUUAUACCCAAAAAUGUUGAUUCACAAAAAGAAUAUCUAAUAUUACCAUUACCAGAAGGUACUACUUUUAUUGGAGGUAUGAUUUACGUAAAAGAUAAACUUUAUGAUCAAAAUUCAUUGGGGCCUGAAUUUAAUAAAAUAUUAAAAGGUAAAUUACAUGGAAAAGAUGAUAAAUUAAUAAAAAAAAGUGAUUUUGGUCCACAAGGUUCAUACAUUGUUAAUGGUAUUAUUACUGGUAAAGAUGGAAAACCAUUAAAUCAAAAAAUUCCUAGUGCAGAUAGUAGUUUAAAUAACUAUUAUUUAAAUAAUGGAAUUAUUUAUUGUGAAAGUGGUAUAAAUAAUGGUCAACCACAACCACUAAAUAAUUAUUAUUUAGGUCCUAAAAAUUCUUUAAUUAAAGAAGGUAAAGUUAUUGGUAAAAAUGGUAAAACAAUAACGAUAGACAAUAUAGGAGGAUCAUUAAAUGGUGGAUCAAUAAAAGAUGGUUUAAUAUUUAGUGAUGAUGGUAAACCACUUACUCGUGGUUCUUACGGAACAGAUGGUAAUUAUAUUGUCGGUGGAAUAGUAUGUUCACCUAAUGGAAAAGUUAUUAAUCAAAUAGCUAUUCUUCCGGAUUCAACUUACAUAUCUGAUGGUUUAAUUUAUGGUCGUGAUGGUAAACUUUUAUCUAGUGGAGAUCUUGGACGUGAAGGUAAUUAUAUUACUGAAGGUAAAGUUUACGCCAAGGAUGGUAAACCUGUUAAAAAUGAAAUAUUUAGUUCUGAUGGUUCUAUUAUUAAAGAUGGAAUUGUUUAUGCUAAAGAUGGAAAAUUAUUAAAUCAAGCAUCUUUAUUACCCGGUGGUGCUUAUUUAAAAGACGAUGGUAAUUUAAUAAAACAAGAAUCAUUUCAAGGAUCUAAUGCAAGUCAAAUAAAAAAAGGUAUUAUAAUGGGAAAAAAUAAUAAACCACUAAAUCAAGAUUCAUUAUUACCAGAAGGUGCAUUUAUAAAACAAGGUAAAAUUUAUAAUCGUGAUGAUGGUAGUUUCAUUAAAGAUGGAUUAAUAUACGGUAAAGAUGGUAAAUUAUUAAAUUUAAGUUCAUCUAUACCUGAUGAUUGUUUUAUUUCUAAUGGAGUUAUUUUUGAUAAUAUGGGAAUUCCACUUGAUAAAAAUCCAUUUGGAUCGGAUGGUUCAUAUAUAGUUUCUGGUUUAAUUUAUGAUAAACACGGUAAUAUUGUUAAAAAUGGAAUAUUUGGUUCACGUGGACAUAAAAUUAAUAAUGGUAUAAUUAUUGAUAAAAAUGGUAAACCACUAACAGAAACGACUAAUAAUAAUGAUCUAGCCAUAAUUGAUGGUAAAAUAGUUGAUAAAGAUGGUAAUCCUAAAAAUCAAGGAUCAUUAUUACCAGACAACGGGUGUUAUAUUAAACAAGGAAUUGUAUAUGAUAAAAAUGAUGAUCCACUUAAAAUUGGUGUAUUUAAAAUUGAUGGUACAUAUAUAUUAGAUGGAUUAUUACACAAUUUUGGUGGUGGAUUAUUUAAUGCUGGCAGUAAAUUACCUGAUGAAUAUUACGUUAAAGAAGGUAGACUUUAUGAUGGACUCAUUUAUAAUAAUAAUAAUAAUAAUAAUAAUGGAAAAUUACUUGAAAAAACUUAUACUUAUAUAACAAUAACGAUGAUAAAUAAAGGUUUAAUUUGUGAUGCCAGUGGAAAACCAAUAACAGAAAGUCCAUUUGGUAAUGAUGGUAGUUAUAUUAAUAAUGGUAAAAUUUAUCAAUCAAAUGGUAAACUUUAUAAUAAAGAUGUAUUUGGACAAGACAAUGGAUUUAUUAAAGAUGGAAUUAUUUAUGAUAAAUCUGGUCAACCAACGGAGUAUAAUUAUUAUCAAUCAAAAACUAAAAAUAUUUCUCCUCAUCAAACUACUACUACUACUACUACAACUCCUUUGAAAAUAAAAAAAACUCCCGUACCAGUUAGUACUCCUACUAUUGUUAAAACUACAACUAAACAAUCUGUAAUAAAAGAUCAAGAAGGAUUAACCCAAAAUAUUGAAGAAAAAAUUGAAGAUCUUACUCCCGGAGGUACAGGACAAAUAACAGUAAAUACACAAGUUAAUAAGGCUGAAACUCAGGAUGAUGGUAGAGCUCCAUAUAUGACAGCAACAGCUGUCACUACUCGUACUGCUACUAUGCAUGAAGAUCUUGAAAAAAAUCAAAAAACAAGUCAGGUUGAAGAGAAAACAGUAGCACACACCACAGCGACUAGCGCUACUAGGCAAGAACAACGAGUUGUUACUCAAGAAGUUAGAACUACAAGUCAUGUGCUUUCCGGAGAACAGGGGGAUUCAGCAGGAAUAGUGGCAACAGAAACGCAUGUAUUUUCGGGUGAACCAGAUAGCAAUGUUAUUGCAACUAGUACUGUACCAUUGGUUGCAACUGAAACAAGAAAAGUGGCAUUGGAAAAUGAAGACGGCAGUUACAGUGCUACAGGUGAAAUAGUUAGUUCUCAAACUAUUUCUAGUAAAACUCGAACUGUGGAAACAAUUACGUAUAAAACCGAACGAGAUGGAGUAGUUGAAACUCGAGUAGAACAAAAAAUAACUAUUCAAUCGGAUGGUGAUCCAAUUGACCAUGACAGAGCACUCGCUGAAGCUAUACAAGAAGCAACAGCAAUGAAUCCUGAUAUGACAGUUGAGAAAAUUGAAAUUCAACAACAAACAACUCAAUAUUAUCGUCACAAA